AUGUUCAGCUUCAUUUUUGGGGCCUCCACAGAGGGGAGGAGCCCACCCACCAUUCAGGAAGGGCACAAAGCCGUGGAAGUGGUCAUCGACGGAGAACGCCUCAAAGUUGAUGUAGAUGUGUUGGCAGAAGUCUCUGGGUUAUUCCUUCAAGUGCAAAGCACUGAUCAAAAGGAAUGUCCUUUGCUGGAUUUUCCUGGGGGUUUAGAGCGAUUCCGGGACAUUGUUGGAUUCCUGGUGGAUCACGAACCAUUGGCGGUGACAGAGGAAACGGUCCUGGACCUGAUGGAAGCAACUUGGCUGUUGGAAUGCCCACGCCUGCUAGAGGACGUCAUGGAGUCGGCCUAUGCCAAAUCCCUCUCCUCUCGAAGGCGGGCCGAGAUAUUGGAGCACAUUUUGCCGUACACAGCUGCAAGCAGCCCGGCGGAUUCGGAGCAUGCUGCAGAGUUGCUGGCUUCCAUGCCGAAUGAGACUGACGUCCUGGGCAAUUGGACGGAACAUGGAAUGGUCAGUUCUAUGUCCCCGUCGGUGACUCCAGCUUUGGCGUGUGGUCAGUUUCUGCGAUUGUUCCAUUUCGAAACGCUUAUGUGGCAGACGACAGAGCGUGCAGCAAUCAGGCUUGCAUCGGAAUUAGAUUCAGGCGACUUCAUACUUGGACCGCGGCUGGCAACUGGUAGUUUACGGGUAUGUGCUGAGUUGCUCCGCCUGCAGCGAUUGCGCGAGGAAGAAUCUGGGUUCGUGACAACAGCCAUGCAGCCGGUCAGCGCCCUCUGGAAGAAUCUCAUGGACAAGCCGCUGCGGGCCAAAGUGUCAUGGGACUCCCAUCUUUUUGCCUUGCGGUGUAUGCGGCGCCGUCUGGCUGCAGCAGCACCUCCUUCCAUGGCAGCUCGCACCAGCGCUGAGAUGGCCGGGGAGUUAAAGGAAGAUGAACAAGCCCACACGGACUUGCCCACGGAGCUCUGUGAGGCGGCGCAGGACUCCACACUUAUUUGCUUCGUGGAGCUGGUUGCUUUCGUCGACGUCGAGAGGUUGUAUCCAAACUGGUCAGCUUUGCUGAUACGGACGCUGCUGCUUCUGGAGGGUCCGGAAAGCGGCCUCGCCCGGAAAGUGUUCAAGGCCACCUUCGCCCAGAGCCUCUUGGUGCAGCGGCUGGCCUGGUGCCCAGCAGGGGCUCCAGCGGUGCCAGCGGCGUGGCUGGCGGAUGUCGUGGCGCACCCCGAUUCCUCGAAGGCCCUGCUGCGCGUUCUCGCCGGCUAUCGGUCAAUGGAAGCCGAGGAGUUUUGCGACUUGGUUGAACAUGUCUUGCUCGCGCAGUUCCUUUCUUGGGACCAUUGCAACCACAUGAUCCUCCAGAGCGAGUUGGUGAACGAGCUUGUUGGGGCCUGUUUGGAUGCUGGCCGAAAAGCUGCAGCUCUGCCUGGGCAUGCUAUUCCAUCUCUCGGCGAGCGACGAUGUCCUGCUCACUGGGCCGGCCAACAUGUGCUGUGGCGCCUGGAGCAUCUCGGUCGGCGACUCUUCGAUGUGUCCUUCGUAUUUCAAGAAGGCUUCCUCCCACACUCUUGGCCUGAUUGCCUCGAGGGAGACGGCCGGGCAAUGCCAGGACCUCUCUUGCGGGUCAUGGCCGCAGAAGAUGAUGUGUGUUGUCCUCAACCUCAAGUCGUCGAAGUGCAGGGAACGUGUCUGUGGGAUGAGGGGCUGUUGACGAUCCCAUUGCUUCGGCCGACCAUGAUGGAGGGAAGAUCCGUGACUGAAAAACCAAUUUUGCAUUAUGGCCGUCAGGUGAUCAUGAGGCAUCUUUGGUACAAGCAUUCCGGGACAUACUGCGAUGUUCCGAAGCUCAAGAGCCUGUGGGAUCUGGCGUGCUGGUCCCUUUGUGAAGAUGCUGGCUUGAUUCGCCAGGCACUUGAGUACUUGAAAGGAACAUACAGGGAGCUCUGCAGACCUCAAGGCAGUUGGACUGCCGACAGUGAGGAAGCCAUCUUUCAGAUGUUCUUGGCUAUUGACUUAUCGGUUUUGCCUAUGCAGGCCUUGCAGUCUCCGUGGGUACCGGUGCAGGUGCAGACCGUACGUUUGUUUGUGCAGCAAAAGCCAGCGGACCAGUUUCACGAAGAACUGCAGCAAGAGUUUGGCAGAGCUACUGAGCACUUGAAAUCCAUCGAUUUGCAGUGUGCAAAGCUUAGCGAGAAGCUAAACGUUGUAGAGCAGAGAACUGUGAUGAACAAGAGCCAGAUCAGUGAAUCGAGCAUCGCUCUUGAAGAGCAUCAGCGCCGCAAGCGCGAGGUAUCAAAGUAG
Symbiodinium necroappetens is the source of this 2289-nucleotide messenger RNA. NCBI's taxonomy places the organism in Eukaryota, Dinophyceae, Suessiales, Symbiodiniaceae. The record is from the annotation of a GenBank genome assembly.